AUGGUUGUCCAUGGAAUGAGGGAACAUGCGACGGUGCCGCGAGAAAUGGCCAUCUGGAAGUCCUUAAGUAUGCUCAUGAAAAUGGGUGCCCAUGGGAUGAAUACGCAGGGUAUCAAGGCACAUGUGCAUCUGCUGCUGCACGUGGCCAUUUGGAAAUACUCCAAUAUCUACAUGAAAACGGGCACAUGUGCGGCAGCUGCUGGAAAUGGAAAGUUGGAAGUACUCCGAUAUCUACAUGAACAUGGCUGUCCAUGGGACGAAAGAACAUGCAGUGGCGCUGCAGGUAGUGGGCAUUUGGAAGCCCUGAAAUAUGCGCAUCAGAACGGGUGUGGAUGGAACAAGGAUACAUGCUCCGAAGCGGCUUGGAGUAGUCAUCCGGAAAUCCUAAAGUAUGCUCACGAGAAGGGCUGCCCAUGGGAUGCAGUGGCAUGCUCUGUUGCUGCAGAACGUCGCCUGAAAUAUGUCCAUGAAUAUGGCUGUCCAUGGGACCAAUUUGCGACUGCAAAAGCAGUAGCAGUCCUGAGGUAUCUACAAGAAAAUGCUUUGGAACAAGGACACCUGCAUGAGAGCAGCUGAAAGGGGAUAUGCGGAAGACUCGGCAGAUGUUGAUGCAUCUCUAGCUCUGACAAAGAAAAUGGUUGUUGAGUGCUAGCGGCAUCCUGGGUGGGAAACCACGGCUCGGCGGUACCAGCCACGACUCCAACUCGGGUUCAUUUUGCCUCCUGUGGAAAUCUAGGUGUGGGUUUGGG
Molecule: messenger RNA, 749 nt
Organism: Seminavis robusta
Lineage: Eukaryota; Bacillariophyta; Bacillariophyceae; Naviculales; Naviculaceae
Source: the annotation of a GenBank genome assembly